AUGAGGUGUGUGCAGUAUCUGCUGCACUGCAUGGCAGCUUUGAUCUAUGCCCGGAUUGUCCUAGGUGUCUCCAUGGAAGAAGAACUGGUGGUCCCUGUCAGGCUAGAUAAUGACCAAGGUCCAGCCAAGGAUGGCAAGGUGAUUUACCGACUGGUUGCAUUUGGAGAAGCCCUCAACUUGGAGUUAGAGCCUGACCCAAGCUUCCUUGCAAAGGACUUUAGUCUGCAAUAUGUGGGUAAACCUAAGUCUACUGGAGAAGACCCUGCAGAACCUCUUACUAACCUGGCUGACUGCUUUUAUUCUGGUACUGUCAAUGGGGAGCCAUCUAGCAGUGCAGCUCUGAGUCUCUGUGCAGGGAUCAGAGGAGCAUUUUAUCACCGAGGGGAAGAGUACUUCAUCCAGCCCAGUAAUCACACCCUGACGAUGGCUUCUUCCAACACCAUGGUUCUGCAUUUGCUGAGCAAGAGGAGUCGUGUCAAGGCAAAGUGUGGCGUGACUGACAUCUCCCAGCAGCAGCUGGAUUCAGAGGAGCCCCAGCCCAGGCAACCUAUGUCGCCGCAAGGAUCGGGAAAUUCACGGAAAAAGAGGUUCGUCUCCAGCCCCCGUUAUCUGGAGACCUUGAUUGUGGCUGACCAAUCUAUGGCAGAAUUUCACGGGAGCAGUUUAAAGCACUAUCUCCUAACCCUAAUGUCAGUGGCUGCUAAGCUUUACAAGCAUCCCAGCAUCCGAAACUCAAUCAGCCUGGUGGUUGUGAAGAUCCUGGUCAUCUAUGAUGAGCAGAAGGGACCCGAGGUGACAUCCAACGCUGCCCUGACCUUGAGAAACUUCUGCAGCUGGCAGAAACAGCAUAACCCACCCAGUGACCGCCACGCGGAACACUAUGAUACUGCAAUUCUAUUUACAAGACAGGAUCUUUGUGGAGCUCAGACAUGUGAUACCCUUGGGAUGGCCGACGUUGGUACCGUUUGUGACCCAAGUCGCAGUUGCUCUAUCAUUGAAGAUGACGGCUUGCAAGCAGCUUUCACUACAACCCAUGAACUAGGUCAUGUGUUUAAUAUGCCACAUGAUGAUGCCAAACAGUGCGCUGGUUACAACAAUGAGAAUAAGGAUUCCCAUAUGAUGGCGUCUAUGCUCUCCAAUCUGGAUAGACAUGAACCAUGGUCUCCUUGUAGCGCCUACAUGAUCACGUCCUUCUUGGAUAAUGGACAUGGGGAGUGCUUAUUGGACAAGCCUAGCAGACCCAUCCAACUUCCAUCAGAUCUCCCUGGAAUGCUGUAUGAUGCCAAUAAGCAGUGCGAAUUUACAUUUGGAGAGGAAUCCAGACAUUGUCCAGAUGCCGCCAGCACGUGUACGACCUUAUGGUGCACCGGAGUCUCUGGAGGACUACUUGUCUGCCAAACUAAACACUUCCCUUGGGCUGAUGGAACCAGUUGUGGAGAAGGGAAGUGGUGUUUAAAGGGCAAGUGCACCGAGAUGACAGACAAGAAACACUAUGAGACUCCUGUACAUGGUGGCUGGGGAGCCUGGGGCCACUGGGGAGAGUGUUCUAGAACUUGUGGUGGUGGAGUCCAGUACUCCAUUCGGGAAUGUGACAAUCCAGUGCCAAAAGAUGGUGGAAAGUACUGUGAAGGCAAAAGGGUUCAGUAUCGUUCAUGCAACGUCCAAGACUGCCCUGAAAAUAAUGGCAAGACAUUCAGAGAAGAACAAUGUGAAGCCCAUAAUGACAUCUCUAAGACACCUGGAAGUGGGCCCAAUGUUGAAUGGACACCAAAAUUUGCAGGAGUCCGUCCAAAAGAUCGUUGCAAGCUUGUGUGCCGAGCAAAGGGCACUGGAUUCUUCUUUGUGCUGAGCCCCAGGGUAGCUGAUGGUACUCCAUGUAGUCCCGACUCAACCUCCGUAUGCAUCCAAGGCCAAUGUGUCAAGGCUGGCUGUGAUCGUGUAAUAGGCUCCAACAAGAAGUACGACAAAUGUGGAGUCUGUGGAGGAAAUGGAUCCACCUGCAAGAAAGUAUCUGGGACAUUUACUAAAGCAAGACCUGGGUAUCAUGAUGUUGUCACCAUCCCUGCUGGUGCAACAAACAUUGAAAUCAAGCAACGCAACAGCAGGAGUUCCAUGCAUGAUGGCAGCUACUUAGCUAUAAAGGCAGCUGAUGGCACCUAUAUCCUCAAUGGUGACUAUACAUUAUCCACGUUGGAACAAGACAUUUCCUACAAUGGCAACUUUUUGACAUACAGCGGUUCUACAGCGUCACUAGAAAGAAUCCGCAGCUUUAAGCCACUGAGGGAACCCAUCACUGUACAGGUCCUCACCGUGGGAGAUUCACAAAGACUGAAAAUCAAGUACAUUUAUUUUGUCAAGAAACCAGCUCAACCAGAAAAGCCUUUGAAUAAGAAGAAAGAGUCCUUCAAUGCUAUACAGGAAACAAUUCUCUCCGAGUGGGUUAUCGGAGAAUGGGGUGAAUGCUCAAAGACUUGUGGAUUAGGAUGGCAAAGGAGAUCUGUAGAGUGCAAAGACUUAAGGGGUCAUCCUUCAAAAGACUGCCCUAAUGAGCUGAAGCCAGACGAUAUCCGGUCAUGUGCAGACAUUCCCUGUCCCCAAUGGCAGUUGGGAGAUUGGUCCUCAUGUUCUAAGACCUGUGGGAAGGGUUUUAGAAAAAGACUCUUGAAGUGCGUGUCUUACGAGGGCAGCAACUUGCCUCAAGACAACUGCGACCCUUCAAAGAAGCCCAAACAUUUAAUAGACUUUUGUACUGUUUCCAUAUGCAGUUAAACAGCGUCUGACCAAGAAUAUUACUUGGUUCUUCAUAAAAAAAAAAAAAAACAUCAUGCUGUAAGUGGAAGGUCAGGUAGAACGUGUUUGUCCAUUGCACAAACCAUAGGAUGGAAAGUUAUUGAGCAGGAACAGUGCAAAUAUCUUCUGGUUGGGUUGGACCAUCAGGUUGAAUAUGUUAACGUAGGUUUGAAAGAAGGGCAUAUUACUGUUUCUACAUCCUCCAUUUUAGGGCCCUUGGGGACAUUAUGGGUUUGUUUUAAAACUUUUUGGAGUCUGUUACCAGUAAGGUCUAAACAAUAGAUGGCGGCCAUAGUAUGUAUUAAAACUUCUCGGGCUCCUUAAAGAUUAUGAGCCUAUGUAAGACAUUUUUCGUAAGGGGCCUUCAGAUGUUUUGGGAUUUUGCCCUUGGUUAGGGUUAACCUACCUCAUUUAAGAAGGGCAAGAUUGGGAGCUGGAAAUGUUCAGUAGAAUUCAUUAUGGCUGCUAUCGCAUCACAGUAUAUUUUUCUAGAGUAACAAAGCCAUAUUCUCAUAGACGUGAGACUUGCAGAUUAGGUGGACCAAGAAUUUUUUCUUUAAAUUAGAAUACACGUUUAGUAACCUUGUAAUCCCUACUGUAAAGGAUAGCUCAUCAAAAGGUCAUGUGACCAUAGAAAACCUUAGGUGGUCACAGAAAUGUCAUACUCUACAGUAGGGGGGGUUGUCAUCCCAUUAUAAUACACAGGUUUUCCUAAUGAACUGAAAUAAUAAGACCUACUAUAAGUAUUAGUAUCACUUGUGUAUUAAAGCAGCAUUUCCUUCAAAGAGCUGAGCACCAGAUGUGAAUGUUCACCCUUCAGGGCUUUAACAUCUGGUUCCAAAUAAUCUCUUCCAAGGAAACCAAGCAUAUAGAUAAUGGGGCGGGGGAGGGUGGGGCUCUAAAUUUAAGGCCAGUAUAGAGUUUAAGAUUGUACAUACAAAGAGAUAUAACAUAAAAAGGUAUAUAUGCUCCAUAUUCCAGAUAUGGAAAUAUAUUUGGUAGACAGUCCUGGGGAUAGCAGGUCCAUCCGCAGCUGUUGGCCAACCUGCAUGUGUCAGUUAUCUGUGUCAGGUUGGAGAAUAUGAAUUUGGUGAGUGAGUGCGUGCGUGCGUGUGUAUAUAUCUAUAUACACAGUAUACUUCAUAAGUAUUUGCUUCAGCUCCUUCCAUGAAGGGAUCCUUUAAUGACACAUCAUAUACCUAUUUAUUUUUGUACAACCAGUCCGAUUAUAUUUUAAGUUAUCGCUUUAUAUAACGAGAAAAAAAAGAGUAUUUAUGCAUUAUUAUUAUUAUUAUAUGUUACUAGAAAUAUUAAAAGAACACAUUGACAUUCCCUGA
Messenger RNA from Bufo bufo (common toad), 4127 nucleotides. It is a transcript of the gene ADAMTS1, whose product is annotated as ADAM metallopeptidase with thrombospondin type 1 motif 1. The coding region runs from base 1 to 2769 and encodes 922 amino acids. Gene Ontology annotation, molecular function: metalloendopeptidase activity; zinc ion binding. The transcript is spliced from 9 exons. Lineage: Eukaryota; Metazoa; Chordata; Amphibia; Anura; Bufonidae. Gene Ontology annotation, cellular component: extracellular matrix. The record is from RefSeq and is a predicted model, not a curated record. Gene Ontology annotation, biological process: proteolysis; extracellular matrix organization.